CAAACAGACGGACCUCGAUAGUCAACUUUCGUCACCUCAUCGCUGUUCUGUCACUGUAGCUGGUUAUCUGCUGUGAGAUAAAAUAAUUAUAUACGAUCCCGAUCAAGAGAAAAUCGUCAAAUCUCACUAGACCUUGGAAAUGUCGGGUACCAUUCGAGAAACGCCAGCAGAUUUCAGAAGCAGCGAUUUAAUAAGCCGUUUAUUAGCUGCUACACCUCCAUACCAAACAAAUUCCACAUUUGUACCACCGGGAUUUUAUUUUAGCGAAAUGUUGAAGCGUUUUGUACAAGCGAAAACGUGCACCCCAUUGACAGUAAAUAAAAGAGGGAGAAAACGAAGCUGGAAAGACAACAGCAAAACUGAUCCCUCUCAAGCAGAAUCCAAGCAGAGUAAAAUAGAAUUUACUCCAGUUCCACCUACAUCAUCCGAACCUCAGUUUCCCGUGUGGUAUCCUCAUUUUUAUCCACCAACUUAUCCACCUAUGUACUUCAAAACACCGGAAGCAGAACCGUUGAACUUGCAGAUGCGUUCGGACCCGAUAAAACAAGACAGACAUUAUUCGGCAUUUAGAGUACCGGAACCGUCCAAGGUAGAAGAGCUCGAUAAAAUCAAUAACAGGCAGGGAACGAACUAUUUGAUGGGAAACUUGACUAAAAUUUAUAAACAAGUAACCCCGGAAGAGGAAAAAGUGAUUGACGUAGAAGGAGACGAGUCGACCGAAACGGAAAUUUCUAAACCAGAAGAAGGUGAAAAAAAGGAUUGCAAAGAUUUGACAGCACUUAUCGGUUUAGAGUUAGUCGUAGACUAUGUUAAACAUGGUAAAAACAAAAGCGAGCAAAAUGAGCAAACAGUCAGGUGCUGUCAAAACUCAUAAUAUACUUAUUAAAUUGUUUACUGCAUUAAUUGGUAAUGAUUUAUAUUUUACAAUACCAUGUGGUAUCUCAAAGAUGAUUACAAUAAAACAAUGAACUAUACUUACAUAGUUCGAUUUCAACUAUAGGCUAUAAUAUAUCAUAGCUUACUUAGGUUCUAAGACACGGAAAGACCUGCUUACUAAAAAGAAAGAUUUCGUCCCUAAAACUUAAAAGAAAUUCAUACUAGAAAAAUAAAAUUAAAAAAUAAAUUGAUUUAUUUGUCUAUAAAUAAGACAUAUUUUUGCAAAUAUUUGCAAACAAUAAUAACAUAUUUACUCAUAACCGAGUUAAUUAAAAAAAUGUAUAUUUAGUGUCCUUUUAAUCACUAAAAUGAGGUAACUCGUUUUAAACAAAAAUAUUUAUAUUAAUCGUGUGAGGAGGGUGUUUUGUUGUUUUAUUCUGUAGUCCUUACUUCUAAAAAUAUCUAAAAUUCUGACUUUCUCGAUCUCUUUAAACACUAAUAUUCAUUAUGGUUAAAUGUAUGAACUUUUUGGUUUUAUUAGUUAAUACAAAGGUGAGAACUAUAAAACAAAUUUAUUAGUUAUUAGAUUUACAUUGCUGCAUAAAUUAUU
Messenger RNA from Adelges cooleyi (spruce gall adelgid), 1486 nucleotides. RefSeq lists its product as uncharacterized. The transcript has 2 exons. Bases 140 to 874 code for a protein of 244 amino acids. NCBI's taxonomy places the organism in Eukaryota, Metazoa, Arthropoda, Insecta, Hemiptera, Adelgidae. The record is from RefSeq and is a predicted model, not a curated record.